Cucumis sativus (cucumber) is the source of this 413-nucleotide messenger RNA. Its product is annotated as major pollen allergen Ole e 6. The transcript is spliced from 2 exons. The record is from RefSeq and is a predicted model, not a curated record. The coding region runs from base 147 to 401 and encodes 84 amino acids. Lineage: Eukaryota; Viridiplantae; Streptophyta; Magnoliopsida; Cucurbitales; Cucurbitaceae.
GGAUUACAAGAAGGCUAUAAAGCAACAUUCUCAUCUUCUCAAACAUUCAUCCACUUGCCAAAGGGAGCACUUCGAUAGACGCUAAAUCCAAAGUGAUUUUUAAAAGCGUCACCAAAGGCAAGUAAAAACCCACAUAAAAAAUAAUAAUGGCCAAGAAGAUUGUUGCAGUGUUUUUUAUGUGCAUUGUAGUGAUGGCUUCUUUGCAAUUUGGCAAUGCCACCAACGAAGAGGUUAAGAAAUAUGAGGCUAAAUAUGAGGCCAAAUAUGUGUCUUGCUAUGAAAAUUGUUUGAGGAUAUGCCUUGCAAGGCUCAGCGGCCGAGGCUACUGCGAAGUUAAAUGUGACGAAGAUUGCGAAGAGAAAGAAGUUGCUGAGAAGUUGCACAUCCAAAUCAAGCACUGAUAAUAAUGGGGG